UUGGUCGUACUAAAGGGGUGAAAUAUCUUGACGGCCAGUUUCAGGGUUUCACUGCUGUCUGGCAAUACUGGCGAUGCCAAGAUGGCUGCAAGCAAUUAUUUCGGCUUUACACAUGGUGCCGGUCCGCAAUACAGUACCCAGCCUCCUCCGGCCUACUCCCAUCCCUCUACAGCCAGUUACAGUGUCCAGCAGGCUCCAGCUGUGGCUCAUGCAGUGACUGCGUCCUACUCUCCAGCUCCAGUCCAGGCACCCCGGCCUGUGGUCUCUGCACCUUACCCUGCCUAUCAGAGCCACCAGGCCCCUCCUGAAUAUGCCUACAGGCAGCCAGAACCCCCGGCACCCCCACAGCCCACCACCACCCCGCAGACGUACCAGGUAUACUCAGACACGGACAAUUACAGCUAUGGUCGGCCUGCAGCUGUGACUACCUAUGACAAUAAACAGUACUACCAGACAAGUAUAGCUUCGGCUCAGAGGACGCCCACAGAGAAUUACUACCAGACUGUAGGUGUAAAGAGUGCUUACAGUCCAGCCCCCUCCACGGUGUAUAGCCAGCCUCCUCCUCCCCAGAGGCAGGUGACAGCCUUGAAACCUCUGGCCCCUUCCAGCUCUGUGUCCACCAGCUACAACAUCUACCCAGUGUCCACCAGCGUCCAGCAGCCACCCACGCCCAUUUCAUCCUACACCCUCGGCUCCUCCUAUGGCUCCACCGUUUCAGCUACCACCUACUCAGGCAUUAGCUACUCCAGUUAUGAUUCAACUGGCUACACCUCCACGUCUGCUCCCUCUUAUUAUCAGCCGGCCCAGCAGACUCUCACACAGCCGCAGCCUCCACCGCAGCAGCCGCAGCCCCCCAUCCAGCCACCACCCAAGCAGCUGACAAGUUCUUCCUGGAGCAACUCAGGCAGUAACAUGGUGACAGCUCCAGCUGUAAACACAUACAAAAAGCCCACAUUUCACCAGAAUAAGCUGCAGAAGCCCAAAGGGCCUCCCAAGCAGCCCCAGCUCCAUUACUGUGACAUUUGCAAGAUCAGCUGUGCAGGCCCUCAGACGUACCGGGAGCAUCUUGAUGGCCAGAAGCAUAAGAAAAAGGAGGCAGCCCUUAAAUCUGGGGGACAGACGGGGGCCAGCAAUGGGCCCAGAGGGGUGCAGACACAGCUACGCUGUGAGUUAUGUGACGUCUCCUGUACUGGAGUUGAUGCCUAUGCUGCUCAUAUUCGUGGGGCCAAACACCAGAAGGUGGUGAAACUUCACACCAAGCUGGGCAAACCUAUACCUUCCACUGAGCCAGUGCUGGUGAACGCGACUCCAGUUAUCACAACCUCGACAGCUGGGAAACCUCCAGUGUCCAUGUCCAGUCCUGCCUCCGUCUCAACCACUUCAACUCCCACUGUGACGCCCAAACAGGUGGCUGUGAAUGCCACGGCCAAAACAGCAUUGCCUAUCAAGAAACCAGCUCCUUCCAGAAUAACUGUCAUUUCCAAUAAGUCUGCCAGUGCUCCAGCAGCAGCAGCAGCACCACCACCACCACCACCAGUAGUCGCUGCCAAGGUGGAGGAACCCAUACAAAAGUCAGUUCAGAAGCUGGAUCCUCUGAGUGACAAUGAGGACAGCGACAGAGCAGGAGGCCAGGGAGACAUCCAGCCAGUGGGACACGACUACGUAGAGGAGGUCCGUAACGAUGAUGGUAAGGUGAUUCGAUUCCACUGCAAACUGUGUGAGUGCAGCUUCAACGACCCCAAUGCUAAAGACAUGCACCUGAAAGGAAGAAGGCACAGACUCCAGUACAAAAAGAAAGUGAACCCAGAGCUUCCUGUGGAGAUUAAGCCCAGUAACCGGGCCAGGAAGCUGCAGGAGAGCAAGCUGAAGAAGCAGAAGCAGAAGGCGGUGCUGAAGAGACAGAGAGACGAUGAGCAGCGCUGGCACAUGGAGAUGAGGCGAUAUGAGGAGGACAUGUAUUGGAGGAGGAUGGAGGAGGAGCAGAUGUACUGGGGGGAGCAGAGGCGCAGGAUGGCUCCCCCACCACUGAUGAGCCGCCCGGGCAUGCCAGUACCCCCUCUACUGACAUGCGUGCGUCGACCAGACUCUCCUGAUGACCGUCACAUCAUGGCUAAACACUCUACCAUCUACCCAUUAGAGGAAGAGCUGCAGGCUGUUCAGAGGAUUGUCUCCCACUCUGAGAGAGCCUUAAAACUGGUGUCAGACUCCCUGUUGGAUAAGGAGACACAAGCAGCAGCCACCGCAGCUGCUGCUACUGCUGCUGCUACUGACGGAGGAGACGAAAAAGGUACUGAGAACUCAGCACGGCUGCUAAAAGGUGUUAUGAGGGUGGGCAUCCUGGCCAAAGGCCUGCUGCUUCGUGGGGACCGAAAUGUUGAGCUCAUCUUGCUGACUGCUAAGAAACCCACCAUCUCUUUACUGAAGAGCAUCGCCAAGCAGCUUCCCAAGGAGCUGGAGACAUUUUCUGAAGAUCAGUAUGAGGUGCAGGCUCACCCCGAGGAGGCGAACAUCGUGAUAUUUUCAAGCAAGGAGCCCAAAAUGCAGGUGACCAUUUCUCUCACCUCGCCGCUGAUGAGGGAGGACACUGCUGCUGAGAAGGACAAGCAGGCAGGAGGAAAAGCGGCUGAGAAAGAUACGCCUGAGAAGGACCCUCCUGAUCUUCUGAAUAAGAGGAAAUGCCUGGAAUACCUGGCUGCUCUCCGUCACGCCAAAUGGUUUCAGGCUCGUGCCAACGGGCUACAGUCGUGUGUGAUCAUCAUUCGGGUGCUUAGAGAUUUGUGUCAGCGGGUUCCUACCUGGGGGAAGAUGCCCAGCUGGGCGAUGGAGCUGCUGGUGGAGAAGGUGAUCAGCAGUGCUGCAGGGCCACUCAGCCCAGGAGAGGCCUUGCGCAGAGUCCUGGAGUGCAUCUCCACUGGCAUCCUGCUGUCAGAUGGACCAGGGCUGUUGGAUCCUUGCGAGAAAGAGCCAACAGACGCUUUGGAAAGCAUGUUGCUUCGAGCCAGAGAGGACAUAACUGCCAGUGCACAGCAUGCUCUGCGGCUGCUUGCUUUCCGUCAGAUCCACAAGGUUCUGGGCAUGGAGUCUCUGCCGACGUCCAAGUCCAGCGCUCGCAACCGCAAGCGUCGACGGGACGGCAGUGACGCAGGCGAAGGGGAGGGGGAGGGCAAAAAAGACAAGAAAGAAGAAACUGAGAGUGCUUGACCUCUGCCUCCAGAGCUAGUGGGGGCGUGGGGGGGCAUUUGCUCAUUUAGAGACUGGUAGAAUGUCACAAAUUCAAAUCCUUUCUUAUCUUGAAAACAAUCUUAACACGCAGCUAAACACAUAAGAAUAUAAAUCACAGUAACGUGUCUACUCUUGAAUUCUCUUGAAUAAUGUGUCAGAGGAACAGACUGAAGUUUCACUUCACUUUCCCAAAGUAAUUUCAUGCAGGUUCUUCACUUUCUUUUAAAGUGUGCAGAGAAAAUUGGCUCAGUAAAAAAAAAAAAAAAAAAAAAAAGAUGGGAAGGUAACUGAUUGUGCCAUUACAGUAUUGGUAACUGCACACUAACUACUGACCAUCCUCCCUCCAUUGCUUAUUCACUGCAGCUAGAAUACCACGGUCAGCUGCAGUGGUAUUGUUUCCUCUUAUGUUAAAACCUCUGGUUAAAUCAUCAGCACCGUAAGUUUUAUUACCAAAAGAGUCUCUGCGGCCCUUCAGGCCAGUUCAGUUUUGCCAUCCGACACUUGAGUCAUGACUCGCUGAGCUCAUGCUGGUGGGUGAUGUAGCUGAGGAAGCGAUCGGCAGUAACAGACCAUGUUUAGGAUGUACAUACAUGCAUACAGUAAUGUGAUGAUGAUUGUGCCUAAAUUGACUCAUUGGUGAUAAAACAGUGUGACCUUGAGGAUGAACUUGUCAUGCCUUCUAAAGUCUCUCGCAAUGCCGUUUCAUCAUUUCCUCUUAAAACUUGAAUUACAAAUCGAUGGAGUUCUAAACUAAAAAGGCCCAUGCGUGACACCUUAAAAACAAGGCUACACUAAAAUAAAAUAAUUUCUCUCUUUUUUUUUUUUUUUUUUUUUUUUCUUUUUUUGCAAGUAAUGCACUAAGACAGAGAAGGUCUGCUUUGUGCAGCAUCCCCCAUGCGGUUUUGUGUGGAGGUCGUAGAGUACAUCAGUCUCUACAGAGAAACAGAGAGACGUCUUAUGUUGCACAGUCUGUAGCAUGCUGAGGGAACGAAGCACUUAACAAAUGACAAUGUUACUGUAUGCAGCCAUAAUUUUAUCAUUUAAAUAAUAUGCCUAGUAAUCUUUUUUUUUUUUCUUCCAGAGUAUGGUUAGCCGAAGAAAGAAGCUUUAGUCCAAAAUAAAUAAAUAAAUAAA
Molecule: messenger RNA, 4356 nt
Organism: Scatophagus argus
Lineage: Eukaryota; Metazoa; Chordata; Actinopteri; Scatophagidae
Gene: zfr2
Product: zinc finger RNA binding protein 2
Exons: 19
Coding region: 82-3201 (1039 amino acids)
Cellular component (GO): precatalytic spliceosome
Molecular function (GO): single-stranded RNA binding; double-stranded RNA binding; zinc ion binding
Source: RefSeq, a predicted model, not a curated record